GUAUAAUUCAGAUUUUGCGUUGUGAUCACUGUUAAUACCAUGCUUAUUCUUGUUGUUCUUGACUGGAAAAGAAAGUGCUUCUGUAUGGAUUUCUCCAUGUGAAUGGAAAUAAGGCUAAUGUAGCAUUGUGGGAGGACCCAAUUCGGGGAAACAGGGUGCCCAACAAAAGAAAAACUUUUGAGUAACAAGCGGUUUUUGUCACAUGGACUUUGAAUUAAGGGACUUGACUUUUUGGGUACUGUAUGAGCGUGUAAGAGUUGUUAAUCAAAACGCAAGAGUAUUAGUUUGAGCAGUACUCUCACAUGCAUGAACUUUCGUCAUCUGUAUAUACAACGUCUCUCCUCUGGAAAUAUGGGUGUCUGGGUUUUCGGUUUGUUUUCUGAGAAUUUUUUCCUAAAUGUUUCUUGGAGGAAAAUCCACCAGUAGCAUAUCUUCGGAAGAAUACCGGUUUUGGUUUAAGUGAAAUUCUCUCCUCUUUGGUCACACGGCAAUGGAUACUGGUGGUAAUUCUUUACCAUCUGGAGCAGAUGGAUUGAAAAGAAAAGUUUGCUACUUCUAUGAUCCGGAGGUUGGAAAUUACUAUUAUGGGCAAGGUCACCCUAUGAAGCCACAUAGAAUGCGGAUGACCCACGCACUCCUUGCUCAUUAUGGAUUACUGCAACACAUGCAUGUUUUGAAGCCCAAUCCUGCCCGGGAUAAGGAUCUUUGCAGGUUUCAUGCUGAUGAUUAUGUCUCUUUCUUGAGAAGAGUCACCCCAGAGACACAGCAAGAUCAGUUAAGGCAGCUGAAGAGAUUUAAUGUUGGGGAAGAUUGCCCUGUUUUUGAUGGUCUUUAUUCCUUCUGCCAAACUUAUGCUGGAGGGUCCAUUGGUGGGGCGGUCAAGUUGAAUCAUGGACAUUGUGACAUUGCUGUAAAUUGGGCAGGUGGCCUGCAUCAUGCAAAGAAAUGUGAGGCAUCUGGUUUCUGCUACGUCAAUGAUAUAGUGCUGGCUAUUUUAGAACUCCUCAAAACUCAUGAGCGUGUUUUAUAUGUGGACAUUGACAUUCAUCAUGGUGAUGGAGUUGAGGAGGCCUUUUACAUCACUGAUCGUGUCAUGACUGUUUCCUUUCAUAAAUUUGGAGAUUAUUUUCCUGGUACUGGUGACAUACGAGAUAUUGGAUUUGGAAAGGGGAAAUAUUAUGCACUUAAUGUUCCAUUAGAUGAUGGAAUUGAUGAUGAAAGUUAUCAAUCCUUAUUUAAGCCAAUAAUUAGUAAGGUGAUGGAAGUUUUCAGGCCUGGAGCAGUGGUCUUACAAUGUGGAGCUGACUCCCUCUCUGGGGAUAGGUUGGGCUGCUUCAAUCUCUCAGUUAAAGGUCAUGCAGAGUGUGUCAGAUUUAUGAGAUCUUUCAAUGUUCCACUCCUUUUAGUAGGUGGAGGUGGCUACACAAUACGCAAUGUUGCUCGUUGCUGGUGCUAUGAGACAGGAGUGGCACUUGGAAUUGAAGUUGAUGAUAAGAUGCCACAGCAUGAAUACAUUGAGUACUUUGGCCCAGAGUAUACUCUUCAUGUUGCUCCAAGUAACAUGGAAAACAAAAAUUCUAGGGAGUUGCUGGAACACAUAAGAGUGAAGCUUCUUGACAAUCUCUCAAAACUACAGCAUGCUCCAAGUGUACAGUUCCAGGAGCGACCACCAGAUACUCAAUUUCUGGAGGCAGAUGAAGAUGAAGAUAAUAAAGACGAACGAAAUCAUCCUGAUUCUGAUGUUAAUGUUGAUUGUGAACGCAAGUCUACGCCUAGAAGGGUGAAGAUGGAAUUUGUUGAAUCCGAGCCAAACCAUAAGAAUCACGAGGCUGUAGAUCAGGUUGCCAGGGAGGUGGAGUCAACACUAAUUGAUUCGACAUGUUCAAAGGAUUCGAUUGCAGCUGCAGAAGCAGCUGGUUUGCCAUAUGUUAAGGCAGAAGAGAGCCCUGAAAACGUAGACGUUGAGGCCGGUCCCAGUGGGAUGGAUCAGCAGUGAUGUUCACUUGAACCUCCAAAAUCAAGAACAACAUGCAUUUGAUGAUCAUCUGAUUAUGGGCGUUCUCUGCGAUUCCGGAGAAUUCAUUCUUGUAUGUAGGGGGUGAGAAAAUAUCAAAUAGUGUAUCACUAAUAGUGAUGUAAAUGAGCAAAAACAGAAAGUAAAUGUUACACCAACUCUUCUUCCUGCUGCAUGACUUUGCUCGUAAGAGGCAUUUUUAUCUUC
Messenger RNA from Sesamum indicum (sesame), 2221 nucleotides. RefSeq names its product histone deacetylase 19. Gene Ontology annotation, molecular function: histone deacetylase activity. Gene Ontology annotation, biological process: epigenetic regulation of gene expression. Gene Ontology annotation, cellular component: nucleus. The record is from RefSeq and is a predicted model, not a curated record. Lineage: Eukaryota; Viridiplantae; Streptophyta; Magnoliopsida; Lamiales; Pedaliaceae.